Pocillopora verrucosa is the source of this 1186-nucleotide messenger RNA. The record is from RefSeq and is a predicted model, not a curated record. Lineage: Eukaryota; Metazoa; Cnidaria; Anthozoa; Scleractinia; Pocilloporidae.
UAAAUACUCGGCCAACGAAGUGACAGAUUGUUUUGCUUGAACUGCGGACGAUAUUGCUACAAAUCAAACAAAGCCAAGUUUAAAGAGUGAAGAAACAAAGACAUCUCUUUUCGGAUAAGAUUCCUGUCACAAAAGACCGGUCAAGCAAAACGAUCGUGAUACACGCAUACCGUGACAAACUCAAUCGAAACACAUGGCGCAAUUUUAUCUUUGUUUCCGGGUAGCUUUUCUCGCUGUAUUUCUUCCUUUGACCUCAGGGGCCUGUGUUGAUUUAGAUCUUGGAAUGGGAAGUGGAGCAAUCUCAGACAGUGAGAUAGCUGCCUCCUCUGAACAGAGUGCCAACACACCAGCCAGGAAUGGUCGAUUGAACUUUACAUCAGGGUCAUCAUGGUGCGCAGGAACAAAUGACACUAACCCAUACCUACAGAUUGAUCUAAGGACACUUCAUAUCAUCUGUGCUGUGUCCACCCAAGGGAAUUCUCAAGCAGAUCAGUGGGUGAAGACCUACACCCUACAAUUAUCCACAGAUGGGAUAACUUGGACAGACUAUAAAGAAUUAGGUGGACAGGCUAAGGUAUGCCACAUGGGCUGGUUGAGAAUUAUAUUAUAUCUUUUCUCAAUCAGUGUCCCUGAGUUUUGAUGAUAUGGACAAAUUUAUAACAAAUUGGCCACUAAAGGAGUUAUAGGUAUGCAGACAAUUAUUUGUUUGUUGAUUAUUGUUUUUUGAUUAUUGAUUCAUUUAUUUGAUUAUUUGUUCAAAAAGUAUUCUCCUCAUGCUCAGCAAAUAUCAUAAAUUUUGAGUAAAUAUUUUUCAUUCAUCAAAUGAUAUUUUGCAUGCCCAAAUUGGUGGUCAAAGCUGCAGAAAGAGUACCAUGUAGAAUUAGACUGGGAAUCUAACAAAUUGUUUUGAACUACGUCAUUCAAACAAAUAUUUAUGGUGUGAAAUAGCUUGUCAAAGGAGUGCUGAACAAAUGAUGUAGAAAUUAGAUAGAGUUCACCUUUGAGGGUCAGUGUGCUAUUUUUUAUAAUCCAUUGGUCAAAUUAUGAUUUAUUCGUGUAUACUUAGUUACUCUGUCCAUAUGGACCUCUUCCAUAAAUGUUAGGCCUUAUUCCUACACCUAUAUUUAUAUUUUUCUGUUUGUAUGAAGAUUAAUUUAACCACCUAGCCUGACCAUUGUGACAACAG